AUGGCUACUACCACAAACUACUGCUUCGAGACACUAACUAUCAACGCAUUUUUGAAGAAAGUUAACCAGCCAAAUUUCAAGGACCUCGUCUUCCAGGAGUUCAAACAAUUGGCAACCAUCUCUCUCAAAGGUACCACUGACAACUUUUCUAAGAAAGAAAAUUCACAUAAGAAUCGUUGGUACGACAUCCCAUGUUGGGAUCAUUCCCGCGUAAUAUUGACUUCGCAUGGAAGUCAAAUCCACAAUCAUUCAAACAGCGACCCUUCGGCUAUCAUAGUAACAAAUCGCGACAGUGAUUCAACUUACAUCCACGCAAAUUUCGUGGAUGGAUACGAAGAACCGAGUAAAUUUAUCUGCUGUCAGGCUCCCAAAGAGAUCACGGCUGGUGAUUUCUGGAAACUCAUCUGGCAGGAGGAUGUUCAUACAAUCGUGUCAUUGACCGAAACAGAUGAAGGUGACAUUUGCUUCGAAUAUUGGGUCCAAGAGGAGGGUUUCAAACUUAUUUUUGGGCGCUACGUCAUAGAGACCCUUGAAAUCAAAGAGGAGGUCGGUUUCGUAACAACCCGACUUCGGCUUACUGAUAUCACAUGUCAGGAUUCGAGAAUUAUAACGCACUUUUGGUACGUCAAUUGGCCUAACUACGGUGUUCCAACUCACCUGGAAGAGUUUGUUACGCUUCUGACCGAGGUAAAUGAGCAUCAAAGAAAGUUAGUAGAGGAAGCAGAGCUUUAUGAUCAUCGCAAACCCGGACCGAUUGUUGUCCACUGCUCGGCGGGGGUUGGCCGGACCGGAAGUUUUUGUUCUAUAGAUUACGCAAUAGAUCAACUUAAUAAAGAGAAUACAAUUUCACUCCAGAACACGGUACUAAAAAUUCGCGAGAUGAGGCACUCAAGUGUCGUAACGCCAGAACAGUACAUGUUUCUCUACAACAUCAUAGAAUAUCUUUUGCCGAAGACAAAACAAGACGGGGAAGGUAUGUGUGCACACACACUCUAA
Messenger RNA from Cydia pomonella (codling moth), 996 nucleotides. RefSeq names its product tyrosine-protein phosphatase non-receptor type 9-like. The transcript has a single exon. Gene Ontology annotation, biological process: protein dephosphorylation. The record is from RefSeq and is a predicted model, not a curated record. Lineage: Eukaryota; Metazoa; Arthropoda; Insecta; Lepidoptera; Tortricidae. The coding region runs from base 1 to 996 and encodes 331 amino acids. Gene Ontology annotation, molecular function: protein tyrosine phosphatase activity.